UGCUGCUCAAACAGUGAACAUGAACAAGAACAACAAACACUAACAAACUAACUAAACAUGUUUUCAUCAAAGAGUAAUCAUUUAAAUAUAAUCUAUAACUCAUUAAAUACCAAAUGUAGAUCAUAAAUAUCUAAAUAUGAAGUUUAUUAAUUUGCAGCGUUAGUUUUGAGUGUUUUUGUUUGAACUGGUCCAUUUAAGACCAUUAACUCUGUUAAUUAUUCUCUUCUUAAAGAUGGCGUUUAUUAAAAAGGAGACUGAAGACAUAAAGAUGGUGAUUAUUAAAGAGGAGACUGAAGACAUAAAGAUGGUGAUUAUUAAAGAGGAGUUUGAAGAAAUAAAGAUUGAAGAAACAUUCAGUGUGAAACAUGAAGAUACUGAGGAACAAACAGACCUAAUGGCACUGAAAGAAGCGAGUCAACUUAAUGAAAGGCAAGAAGAGGAAGAACAUUAUUAUAAACAUCAUUUCAUGACUGGGGAAAGAGCAACACAGGCUUCCUCACAAAAAAGAGCCCAAAAGACUGGAACUAAAAGUUAUUUCACCUGCCAACAGUGUGGAAAGAGUUUCACAUGUGAAGAAACCCUUAAAGUCCACAUGAGAAUUCAUACGGGAGAAAAGCCUUACACCUGCCAACAGUGUGGAAAGAGUUUCAGACAUAAAGAAACCUUUAAAUACCACAUGAGAAUUCACACUGGAGAGAAACCCUUCACCUGCCAACAAUGUGGACAGAGUUUCACACAUAAAGGAAGCCUUAAAGUCCACAUGAGAAUUCACACAGGAGAGAAGCCUUACACCUGCCAACAAUGUGGACAGAGUUUUAGUCAUAAAAUAAGCCUUAUAGGCCACAUGAGAAUUCACACUCGAGAGAAACCUUUCACCUGCCAACAAUGUGGAAAGAGUUUCACACGUGAAGAAAGCCUUAAAGUCCACAUGAGAGUUCACACUGGAGAAAAGCCAUAUAUCUGCCGACAAUGUGGAGAGAGUUUCAGUCAUAAAAGAAACCUUAUAGUCCACAUGAGAACUCACACUGGAGAGAAACCUUUCACCUGCCAACAAUGUGGAAAGAGUUUCACACGUGAAGAAAGCCUUAAAGUCCACAUGAGAAUUCACACUGGAGAAAAGCCAUAUAUCUGCCAACAAUGUGGAAAGAGUUUCAGUCAUAAAAGAAGCCUUAUAGUCCACAUGAGCAUUCACACUGGAGAGAAGCCUUACACCUGCCAACAAUGUGGAAAGAGUUUCACACGUGAAGAAAGCCUUAAAGUCCACAUGAGAAUUCACACUGGAGAAAAGCCAUAUAUUUGCCGACAAUGUGGAAAGAGUUUCAGUCAUAAAAGAAGCCUUAAAGUCCACAUGAGAACUCACACUGGAGAGAAACCUUUCACCUGACAACAGUGUGGAAAGAGUUUCACACAUGAAGAAAGCCUUAAAGUCCACAUGAGAAUUCACACUGGAGAAAAGCCAUAUAUCUGCCGACAAUGUGGAAAGAGUUUCAGUGACAAAGGAAACCUUACAGUCCACACGACUAUUCACACUGGAGAAAAGCCUUACACCUGUCAAGAGUGAGGAAAGAGUUUCAACAGAAAAGGAAGACUUGAAAUCCACAUGAGAAUUCACACUGGAGAGAAACAUUAUGCCUGUCAACAGUGUGGAAAGAGUUUCAGUCGAAAAGAAAGCCUUAAAGACGACAUGAGAAUUCACACUGGAGAAAAUCCUUAAGCCAGGAACACGCCAAGCCGACAGUCAGUUGUCGGGUAGUUUUUGUUAGUCGGCCAACUAAGGCUAUGUCCACACAGGCCGGAGCUUACCCUAUCCAAUCUUUUUUUUCCCCCUCAUCUUAAGAAAUAUCUGCGUCCACGCGAAACCUCUGAAAUGAAUCAAAACGAUGUAUAUACAUGCCAGACCAGUAUGUGGCGCUGUAAUUCUACCACAGAGAUGCACUUAAAGCAGCAAAUAAGACUUGGAGCAUGAGCAUAAACCUUGCGCGCUGUAUACAAACUAUAGUAAAGCUUAGAAAUAAUGCUUUAUUUGGGCUCAGUAGCUUCUGCAGCACGAACACAAGCAUCUAGAGUCUGCUAUUCUUGUUGUUGCUGUUUUGUGCCUGUGGGAUUACAAAUUUAAGAAUCUGUUUAAGAUCUGCUGAUCCUACAUCCUGACAUAACCUCACAUGAAAUACUAAGGUAAAAUAUAUUGUAUUUAACAUUUAGAGGUAAAGAUAAUGACAAUUUAAGGAGAUCAAGGCAGGCAGCCCAGGUGUCUGUAACAUUAACCUUUUGUCUUCAUGCACUUCCUGACCAUUUGGCAGGACAAGCUCAAGAUACAGCUCUGCCUUUGUCUCUAUGAUAAUGUAAAGGUAUGGGCGAUACUGUCAGACUGAGUGGAUUAGCACCUGUGCAUUUGAAUGACACCGUUAUGCUGAUUAGAUCAUGGCUGGGAAAUGUAGGGAAUGGGCUGAUUCCUGCACUGCAUUUGCAUGCUUUGUUUAGAUUGUCUCCACCUCUACUCUAUGUAUCCUUCCCCCUUGAAUGUAUAUAAACUACAAUGUACCCUGCCUUAGUUGGACUUGGAUGACUACAGCGACGCACAGCGCGUUCCUCAGUAAAGAGUAACUUCUGCUUGAAAGAUAUCCCAACGUCUCCUGGUCUCUGCUUUGACGAGGAAAAAGUUUCCUACAGUUUUGGUGCCGUGACCCGGAUAGAGCUUCUCACCUCAAUCCUGAUUGAAACUUCAAGCACAACAAAGAUCUGAUCCAAAAGAAGAUCCAAGCUGAAUUUUCCUGUACACCCAAGGGUUGGUGAGUGAUACUCUAUCCAAAAGAAUCAUUAAGACCAGUACAAAGUUGUUAUCCUCUGCGCCGUCAGAGAAGAGUUCAAAUCAUUGUUAGGAAAGCACAUGGACUCAAUAGUGACUGAAUCAGUCAGAUUGGAUUUGACAAAGAAAUUUGGGAUUCAUCCAGAAAAAGUUUGGUCUAUUGAAGAAUGCAAAAAGGUACUUGGUGCUUGUAUUCGGAAGAAAAAUAUGAAGGGCAUUAUCUGCUGCCACAGAGAAUUUACUCUAUCCAUUGCACAAGAACAAAUCCAACGUAUUGCUAAGUUAGAAAAGCAGAACAAACAGUUGCACACUCGAGUGUCUCGUCUCACUCAGAAGUUGGGCCUUAACAAAGCCUCAACCAAAUGUGACUCAAAAGACCAACAGUCAGAUGAAAGCUAUCCUGACUUAGAGUCUUUCUGUAGACUAGAGGGCAAUAGCAAUACUGGAUUCAUGGAUAAAGAUGUAAAUGCAGUUGAAGUGUGUGGAGCGAGACAAAAGGCUCAGAGUAGGGUAAAAGGGGUUGACACAGUUACAUCUGUAACCCCCAUACUGCAGUUACAAGCAGUCAGUACAGCUCUAGGUCCUGAAGGCAUAGAAAGACUUGCUGAGAGUUUGCCAUCAGUGCAGAGAAAUUUUUCUGAGUUUAGGACAGAGUUGUCCAGGAAAAUGAAGCUCUAUGAUAUGUCCCUAGCUGAAGUCACCCAGCUAAUGUCACAAAUCCUGAAAGAGUCAGAAUUCAGUGAUUUUGAAAGUGCUGUAAAUAAUUCUGAGUUUCAGCAUUCCAGCAAAGGUGAAUUGAGAGAAGGAGUUCUGAGAGUGUUACAGAAUCUUGUUGGACCAAAGGUGGACUGGUCAAAGAUCACUAGUUGUGUAUAGAAGAAGGAUGAAACUGUAAGUGAGUACACUGAAAGAUUUUGUCAGUCAGCUGCAGCAUACAGUGGAAUAGCUGACACUCCAGAGAAGGUGUUAGAGGAUAAUGGACCACUGGUCCGCAUGUGGUUUGAUGGGCUUUCAUCAGAAUACAGAAAUGCAUUGCCUUUCUUAGACCUCACAUGGUCCAAUGGAACCCUGCAAAACAACUUGGAUAGGUUAGCUAUUUGGGAAAGAGACUCAGAUGUCAAGACAAGAGUAAAGAUUGCAGCAGCAUCCUUUAAGGUCAACAUAGAGAAACAACAGAAACGUAAAUGUCCUAAGAGAGAAGGCAGUUGUCAUUACUGUGGUAAACCUGGACAUUGGAUGAAAGAGUGUAGAAAAAACAAAAAGACAUUUAAAGAAAUGAACAGCUUUACUCAGCUCCUACUCAGUCUACUUGCUACAUUGAAACUGCCCCUCCCCUCUUCUCCAAACACUUGGAGCAACAGCUUGUUGACAUGCUAACCAUUUGGGCUGUGAGUGCUUAAUUUCCCCAGUAAUCUACAAGAAAGCUGAAAGACUGAUUCUGAACAAAAGAAAGUUGACUGUCACUUCCACCAUUUGGGGUACACUGGUUAAGUACACUCACAGCCUUAAAUGUUAUGCUACAGCACACUCCAUUCACUUAUCCAUCCUCUAUGGGUUAUGAUGUCUGCUAUGACUGAUGUUUUAUUGGAAGAUGGAGAUGUAGCACAGUAAAGUUUGCAAAUUAACUACAGGAAGAGAAUAGGACACGCAGACCAGUGAGGAGCCCAGGGAAGAACCGAAGUGCAUAAGGCCUCGGGGGCCAACCCUGUGGUGAAGACUUCCUCAUAGGUUUCCCCUUCUCAGUUUAUCCCCACCUUACUGGUCUAUAGGUGUCAAAUUGAUUAAGACUAGGUUAAGAAAAAGAAGAACAAAACCACUAUACGAUCACUAGAAGUUUAUGAUGAUCAGAGUUAGACAGAAAAAACUAUACGAUCAUCAGAGGUCUAACGUACUAAAGUCUAUGCAUGAAUACUGCUGGUCUGCUGUUUCUUUGUUUUCUUGUGUUGCAGGUAUGUGUAUAUGCCAUGACGGCUCAUAAGCAGCACCUGGUGUAAAGCAUCACCUCAGAUAUCCAUGUACAACCUUCAUGACAAUAUCUGAGCAACUUGGAACAGACAUGGAAAUGCGUUGGAAAUGGACUCCACAGCUAUUCAGGCGCCAUGGACUUUUAGGACUUCCACACUUAUGCUACAUGGUUUUCUGUGUCAUCAUGUAGUUUAUACAACAUAUUACCACCCUGUGUUGUAUAUGUGUGUCAACAGUAUACUCAAGUUUAAAGAACAACACUUAUGUAAAUGUUGGACACGACAUAGAAUAAGAUGUAUGUGCCUGUAUCUGUUACAAGUUACAUGACUGGAAGAUGGGACAUAUGUUAACAAACAUAGGUUAUAGAAGGGAUUUAAGAAGGUUUAAAUUUGUAUUAUGUGAGAGUUAUUAGAACUCUCAAAGGGGGGACUGUGGGAUUACAAAUUUAAGAAUCUGUUUAAGAUCUGCUGAUCCUACAUCCUGACAUAACCUCACAUGAAAUACUAAGGUGAAGUAUAUUGUAUUUAACAUUUAGAGGUAAAGAUAAUGACAAUUUAAGGAGAUCGAGGCAGGCAGCCCAGGUGUCUGUAACAUUAACCUUUUGUCUUCAUGCACUUCCUGACCAUUUGGCAGGACAAGCUCAAGAUACAGCUCUGCCUAUGUCUCUAUGAUAAUGUAAAGGUAUGGGCGAUACUGUCAGACUGAGUGGAUUAGCGCCUAUGCAUUUGAAUGACACCGUUAUGCUGAUUAGAUCAUGGCUGGGAAAUGUAGGGAAUGGGCUGAUUCCUGCACUGCAUUUGCAUGCUUUGUUUAGAUUGUCUCCACCUCUACUCUAUGUAUCCCUCCCCCUUGAAUGUAUAUAAACUACAAUGUACCCUGCCUUAGUUGGACUUGGAUGACUACAGCGACGCACAGCGCGUUCCUCAAUAAAGAGUAACUUCUGCUUGAAAGAUA
This is a messenger RNA of Ctenopharyngodon idella (grass carp), 5725 nucleotides long. Its product is annotated as gastrula zinc finger protein XlCGF8.2DB-like. The coding region runs from base 233 to 1384 and encodes 383 amino acids. Lineage: Eukaryota; Metazoa; Chordata; Actinopteri; Cypriniformes; Xenocyprididae. Gene Ontology annotation, molecular function: RNA polymerase II cis-regulatory region sequence-specific DNA binding; DNA-binding transcription factor activity, RNA polymerase II-specific. The transcript is spliced from 2 exons. Gene Ontology annotation, biological process: regulation of DNA-templated transcription. The record is from RefSeq and is a predicted model, not a curated record.